AUGGAGGGAUUAUGGAAUUCAAAAGUCCGCACCGUUAUCCAAUAUCAGACUGUAAGAUAUGAUGUUCUUCCUCUUUCUCCGACCUCCCGGAAUAGGCUUAAUCAGGUGAAGAGGAAAGUUCUGGUUCUAGAUUUAGACGAGACCCUCAUCCAUUCACAUCAUGACGGAGUCUUGCGUCCAACUGUCCGUCCUGGAACCCCCCCUGACUUUAUACUCAAGGUUGUUAUUGAUAAGCACCCAGUGCGCUUCUUUGUCCAUAAACGACCGCAUGUUGAUUUCUUCCUGGAUGUGGUCAGUCAGUGGUACGAGCUGGUAGUAUUCACAGCCAGCAUGGAGAUUUACGGCUCUGCUGUGGCCGAUAAACUAGAUAACAAUAGGGGGGUUCUCAGAAGACGUUUUUACAGACAGCACUGCACAUUGGAACUGGGCAGUUAUAUCAAAGAUCUGUCCGUUGUACACAGUGAUCUCUCCAGCGUGGUCAUCCUGGACAACUCGCCUGGAGCAUACAGAAGUCACCCAGAUAAUGCUAUUCCUAUAAAGUCCUGGUUCAGCGAUCCCAGUGACACAGCACUACUAAACCUUCUACCAAUGCUGGAUGCAUUAAGGUUCACAGCUGAUGUUCGCUCCGUUCUGAGCCGCAAUCUCCACCAGCACAGACUAUGGUGACAUUCAGCCCCGCCGCCUCCUUCUCCUGGAUACCCCCUGUCCCCGCCAGCAGACAGAGACUGUACCCCCUCUACCUCUAGGACAUUUACCGUGGAGGAGGGUGAUAACCGUGAACUGUAAAACCCUUCCCUUCCCCUUUUUUCAGGGGCUGGGGGUGCGUGGGGAGAAUGGGGGUCUGGUUUUUAAUUGUAGACUUUCUUGUAUAAAGAGAAUUAUUUCAAGAUAUGGCUUUAUGUAUGUGCGUAUAAAUAUAUACACACCCUCCUUCCACCAUCAUUACCAGCGUGCAAA
Molecule: messenger RNA, 957 nt
Organism: Pelobates fuscus (common spadefoot toad)
Lineage: Eukaryota; Metazoa; Chordata; Amphibia; Anura; Pelobatidae
Gene: CTDNEP1
Product: CTD nuclear envelope phosphatase 1
Exons: 9
Coding region: 1-666 (221 amino acids)
Molecular function (GO): phosphoprotein phosphatase activity
Source: RefSeq, a predicted model, not a curated record